AUGGAUGAACUGGCAGCUACCCCAGGACCCUCGCACGGGCUGUUCCUCAUUGCUUCAGCUGAUCGCCUUGCAGUGUCCCUUCUAUCUGUGUCCAGCAUCACCACCUCCCGGGACACUGUGGCCCACCGGACGAGAUCAUCGGAUGCUCAUUCAUCUGGGUCUUCGGAUGCACAUAUGGAUGCCUCUGGACCCUCAGACAGUGAUGCACCAAGCCGGACGCGGCCCAAGAGCCCAAGGAAACAUAAUUACAGGAAUGAAAGUACCCGGGAAAGCCUCUGUGACUCUCCUCAUCAGAACCUUUCUAGACCUCUUCUAGAAAACAAACUUAAAGCAUUCAGUAUUGGAAAAAUGAGCACAGCGAAGCGAACCUUAAGUAAGAAAGAACAAGAGGAAUUAAAGAAAAAGGAGGAUGAGAAGGCGGCCGCUGAGAUUUAUGAGGAGUUUCUUGCUGCUUUUGAAGGAAGCGAUGGUAACAAAGUAAAGACGUUUGUUCGCGGAGGAGUUGUCAAUGCAGCCAAAGAAGAACAUGAAACAGAUGAGAAAAGAGGGAAAAUCUAUAAGCCAUCUUCAAGGUUUGCAGAUCAAAAAAAUCCUCCAAAUCAAUCAUCCAAUGAGAGACCACCAUCUCUUCUUGUGAUUGAAACAAAAAAACCCCCACUAAAGAAAGGAGAGAAAGAAAAGAAAAAAAGCAAUUUGGAACUCUUUAAAGAAGAACUAAAACAAAUUCAAGAAGAACGAGAUGAGAGACAUAAAACCAAAGGCAGGUUGAGCCGGUUUGAGCCACCUCAGUCAGACUCUGACGGCCAGCGUCGGUCUAUGGAUGUGCCUUCCAGAAGAAAUCGAUCAUCUGGUGUUCUUGACGAUUACGCGCCUGGCUCACAUGAUGUUGGAGACCCGAGCACCACUAACUUAUACCUCGGAAACAUCAACCCACAGAUGAAUGAAGAAAUGCUGUGCCAAGAAUUUGGAAGAUUUGGACCAUUAGCUAGUGUAAAAAUUAUGUGGCCUAGAACUGAUGAAGAAAGAGCAAGAGAGAGAAACUGUGGCUUUGUAGCCUUUAUGAAUAGAAGAGAUGCCGAGAGAGCUUUGAAAAAUUUAAAUGGAAAGAUGAUUAUGUCUUUUGAGAUGAAGUUAGGCUGGGGCAAAGCCGUCCCGAUCCCUCCUCACCCGAUAUACAUCCCUCCUUCCAUGAUGGAGCACACGCUCCCCCCGCCCCCCUCCGGCCUGCCUUUCAAUGCGCAGCCUCGAGAGCGGCUCAAAAACCCCAGCGCCCCCAUGCUGCCGCCGCCCAAAAACAAGGAGGAUUUUGAGAAGACUCUGUCGCAAGCCAUAGUCAAAGUGGUUAUCCCAACAGAAAGGAAUUUGCUCGCUCUGAUACAUCGAAUGAUAGAGUUUGUUGUACGUGAAGGGCCGAUGUUUGAAGCGAUGAUUAUGAACAGAGAAAUCAACAACCCUAUGUUCAGGUUCUUAUUCGAAAACCAGACACCAGCCCAUGUCUACUACAGGUGGAAGCUUUAUUCUAUUCUGCAGGGAGAUUCUCCAACUAAAUGGAGGACCGAAGACUUUCGUAUGUUCAAGAACGGAUCUUUCUGGAGGCCUCCACCGUUAAAUCCAUACCUUCACGGAAUGUCAGAAGAGCAAGAAACAGAAGCGUUCGUAGAGGAGCCCAGUAAAAAGGGGGCGCUGAAGGAAGAACAGAGAGACAAAUUAGAGGAGAUCUUGCGGGGAUUAACUCCAAGGAAAAAUGACAUUGGGGACGCAAUGGUAUUCUGUCUCAAUAAUGCCGAAGCCGCCGAGGAAAUAGUGGACUGCAUUACUGAGUCGCUGUCCAUCCUAAAGACACCUCUUCCUAAAAAGAUUGCCAGAUUAUAUUUGGUUUCUGAUGUUUUGUACAACUCUUCAGCCAAAGUUGCCAAUGCUUCAUAUUAUAGGAAAUUGCCGGUGUGGUGUCGCAUUCACUUGGGCAGUAUCCUCCUCGAUGGCCUCCUUGUUCCAACCCACACCGUGUCUGUCACGCAGGACGUGCCGGAUGACCUGGACGGCGCGCCCAUCGAGGAGGAGCUGGACGGCGCGCCGCUGGAGGACGUGGAUGGGGUUCCCAUCGACGCCACGCCCAUCGAUGACCUCGACGGGGUUCCCAUCAAGAGCCUGGACGACGACCUGGACGGCGUGCCCUUGGACGCUGCUGAAGACUCAAAGAAGAGCGAGCCCAUAUUUAAGGUGGCCCCAUCGAAGUGGGAAGCGGUAGACGAAUCUGAACUGGAGGCACAGGCUGUAACAACUUCUAAGUGGGAGUUAUUUGACCAGCACGAAGAAUCAGAAGAAGAAGAAAAUCAAAAUCAAGAAGAAGAAAGUGAAGAUGAAGAAGAUACCCAGAGUUCCAAGUCUGAAGAGCAUCAUUUGUACUCCAACCCCAUCAAGGAAGAGAUGGCUGAGUCCAAGUUCUCUAAGUACUCGGAGAUGAGUGAGGAGAAACGAGCCAAGCUUCGAGAGAUCGAGCUCAAAGUUAUGAAGUUUCAGGAUGAAUUGGAAUCGGGAAAAAGACCUAAAAAGCCAGGCCAAAGUUUCCAAGAGCAAGUAGAGCACUACAGAGAUAAACUUCUUCAACGAGAGAAAGAGAAAGAAUUAGAAAGAGAACGGGAGAGAGACAAGAAAGAUAAGGAGAAGUCGGAAUCUCGAACCAAAGACAAGAAGGAGAAGGAGGAGUGCACGCCCACGCGGAAGGAGAGGAAAAGGCGGCACAGCAGCUCCCCCAGCCCCUCGCGCAGCAGCAGCAGCCGGCGGGUGAAGUCCCCGUCCCCCAAGUCGGAGCGGCCGGAGCGGCCCGAGCGAUCCCACAAAGAGAGCUCUCGGUCCCGGACAUCUCACAAAGACUCUCCCCGAGAUGUUAGCAAAAAAGCCAAAAGAUCACCGUCUGGCUCAAGGACACCCAAAAGGUCUAGGCGGUCACGGUCUAGAUCCCCUAAAAAAUCAGGGAAGAAGUCCAGAUCUCAGUCCCGCUCUCCACACAGGUCUCAUAAAAAGUCAAAGAAAAACAAACACUGACAUAACGUUUUUAAGAUGCUGCCACUUCUUGGAAAUGCAAUUUUGUUUUGUGCCUGAAUGGUCUGGUUUUUUUUUUUUUUAAGAAAAAAAAAACAAAAAACAAAAAAAUCAAAUGAAAGCAUUCCUGGGUUUUUUUGUUUGUUUGUUUGUGAAUGCAUGUGUAAACUCACGAGUAACUGCAUCUGUAGAUUUGUCGUUGUUUUAUAUUGUACAAACUACUUUCGUUGUGGCUGUUUCUCCAGAUGAAAUUUUUACUGUGCCCAUGAAUUUCAUCAGAAGUGUGUAUAACGGAUCUGCUGGCGGUAGUAGUAUUCUGUUUUAGGAUGUGACUUAGCAAAAAUAAUACAGAUGUCGCCCCCUUUUGUAGCUUUGACAAUUUGAAUUAGAUUUCAAAUAAAAUCUGAACAGAAAAGCA
Molecule: messenger RNA, 3460 nt
Organism: Dipodomys ordii (Ord's kangaroo rat)
Lineage: Eukaryota; Metazoa; Chordata; Mammalia; Rodentia; Heteromyidae
Gene: U2surp
Product: U2 snRNP-associated SURP domain containing
Exons: 27
Coding region: 1-3045 (1014 amino acids)
Biological process (GO): RNA processing
Cellular component (GO): nucleus
Molecular function (GO): RNA binding
Source: RefSeq, a predicted model, not a curated record